GAAAAAAUAGUCACCGCCUUCGCUCGCCACAUUUCAUCGUUUGACACGUUAGAACACGCACGUUAAUUCUAAUCUUGUUUGAGAUUUCGUUGUCUAAAAGUUAUUUAUGAAUCAAGAUGAGUAUGAAACGGAGAUUUUAUGAAAUAAUGGACGAGCUCGUUGCAAGCAAGAAAGAUAAUAACUUUUAUCUUAAUAGGGACAAAUACGCAAAGUGUUUGGAGGAAGUAAAAGCUGCAAAGAACAUGAAAAAGAAACAAGCUGUUCAUUACAGGCGUAUAAAGCGUUACGACAUUUUGACUAUAGGCGGCGAAGAAAAACUAAUUGCACCUAUGAAGGAGGAGGAUGGAGAAAUAAGGUAUUACAUUUGUUACGAGGACUUAUUCAAUAUUCUCGAAGAAACACAUGUUGCUGUUGGCCACGGUGGAAGGACACGGAUGCUUAAGGAAUGUAACCGCAAGUAUAAAAAUGUAACAGUUGAGGCUACUAUGACAUAUUUGAAGCUAUGUCAACCUUGCCAAAAGAAACAGAAGACUUUGAAAAAGGGCAUUGUCGUCAGACCUAUACUUCACAGUGAAAUGAACUCACGCUGUCAGGUUGAUCUAAUAGAUCUACAAACUACCCCAGAUGGAAAUUAUAAAUUUAUUUUAGUUUACCAAGACCAUCUUACCAAAUUUGUGAUCCUUCGUGCGCUUCAAACUAAACGCGCCGUAGAAGUUGCAUACCAUCUUUUGGAUAUUUUCACCACUUUUGGAGCGCCGAGCAUCCUUCAUUCCGAUAAUGGUCGAGAAUUCUCUAACCAAGUUAUUGAGAGUUUAUGCUCCAUGUGGCCGGAUGUAAAAAUCGUACAUGGAAAGGCAAGACAUAGCCAAAGUCAAGGAUCAGUGGAGCGUGCUAAUCAAGACAUAGAAAAUAUGUUGAGCACGUGGAUGGAAACCAAUCAGUUAUCAAAGUGGUCAGAGGGUUUAAGAUUCAUCCAGGCAAUGAAAAAUAGAGCAUAUCACGAGGGAAUCAAAUGUUCCCCCUACGAAGCAAUGUUUGGUUGUCCAAUGAAAAUGGGCCUUGCAACUUCAGCAAUCCCUAGUGAUAUGAUUAGAGUUAUAAGAUCUGAAGAAGAUUUAGAGAAGUUGUUGCAUUCGCAUGACAAUACGGAACAAAAUAAUGACGUCGAAAAUGCAAUCGAACAGGACAAGGAAGAAAGCAUUGUUGAAAAUGAGUCAGAAGGGGAUAUAGACAAUAGCACUCUCAACGAUAAAACACAAGAAGAUGAAAUGAUUAUUACUGAGAAAAUGAAGGCGAAGCAAAUAACCGAUGAUUCCAAUGUAACGAUUCAGAGAGAUACCGAUUCAGAGACAGAAAACAUGAUUGAGUCUCAGGAAGUUCUUGUAACUAUAGAGCCAAUACCAAAAAAGAUAGAAUCUGUAGUGACUAUAAGAAACAACGCAAAAUUGAAUUUGGAAAAACAAGCUGAAAAAAUGAAAGCCACGUCUGUUGAUAAAUAUCCAAAUGUGAAAAUUGGCCAAAAUGUAAGACUGAAAGUGCCUGAAAUUGACAAAGCUAAAACCGACCCGAAAAGCGUUAUUGCAGUUGUAGUAGAUGUAAAGGACAACGAGUUUUACCAACUAGGUACCAAAAUUGGAGUACUAAAGCAGCUUUAUACACAAAAUCAAUUUACUUCAUGCCCUGAAGACUUUAUCAAGAUAGAAGAAGUUGUUAAAGGUAAAGAAGUGAGUCUUCGAGAAGUUGUCGCAAAAUUGUCUUUGACCGGAGGACAAGGUUUCAAGAAGUGCAACUGCUUAAAAAAAUGCCUAACGAAGAAGUGCGCUUGCAAGUCAUCAGGAUUACUUUAUAAUUCUAAAUGCCAUGAUAGCUCUCCAUGUUGUAACAAGUAAAAUCCUUUUUUACUUUUAUUAAAUGAACAAUGAAUACCAAAUGAUUAAAAAAAAUACUGUGAUUACUGAUUAGCUUAGCCGGGUAGGCUAUUAUAUUAUUUUUUACAAGAUAAUUUAAUUUUUGUUACGUUAAAAAAGUAUUUUUAAACUGUUUCACUAGUUAUUAAUAAAUAGGACUUAGUAAGUUUAUAAUAGUUGCAAUAAAUGAUUAUUAAAAUGCUCAUAGUUUUAUUUCCAAAACCAACAUUUACUGUCUUUAGUAAAACCUAGUAUGUACCAAAUUUUAAUGGUAAAAGUUCGGAAAAUCAUCUCACUUUAUAAAAAUCCUUACAUUUACCAACUCAUGUUGGUAAAUCCGAAGAUUUACAAGUAAAACCUAGGAUUUACCAGUAUACGGGCUUUUACAGUAACAUAAAUAUAAAUUAGCAGCAUAUCAAGCAUUGGUUACAAGGUGUUUUUAUACUGCUAAAGUAUAAUAUACAGGGAUGCAGAAAUAGAAAGAAUCAUGCAGGUAGCAGAAGCAUUGGGCUACAAGAGGAAUGUUAUAAAGGGGAUUGUCAAUAAAUUAGAAGUUGGUACAGAUAUAGUAUCUGUUCAAGGUCCAUCUACAUACACGAAAUUUACGUAAAACAAGCACUUAGGAAGCAUUAUGAAAGAAAUUGCAAAUAUAAAAGAUACAAGGAUGGUCUUAAAAAGAAUUUGUACAGAAUACUUAGAAAUGAUAAAGGGAUGGUUAAGAAAGAUAUGUCGGGUGUAUAUAAGAUCCCAUACGAGAAUCAGAUUAUUAGGAAUAAAUAAAGAAUAUGUUGGGGUUCCUACUAGA
Messenger RNA from Centruroides sculpturatus (bark scorpion), 2712 nucleotides. RefSeq names its product KRAB-A domain-containing protein 2-like. Gene Ontology annotation, biological process: DNA integration. The transcript has a single exon. Gene Ontology annotation, molecular function: nucleic acid binding. The record is from RefSeq and is a predicted model, not a curated record. Bases 117 to 1889 code for a protein of 590 amino acids. Lineage: Eukaryota; Metazoa; Arthropoda; Arachnida; Scorpiones; Buthidae.